CGCUGCUGCCCCCCGCGCGGGCGCCGCGGCUUCAAUGGCGCCAUCGCCCAGGACCGGCAGCCGGCAAGAUGCGACCGCCCUGCCCAGCAUGUCCUCAACUUUUUGGGCGUUCAUGAUCCUGGCCAGCCUGCUCAUCGCCUACUGCAGUCAGCUGGCCGCCGGCACCUGUGAGAUUGUGACGCUGGACCGCGACAGCAGCCAGCCGCGGAGGACGAUCGCCCGGCAGACGGCCCGCUGUGCCUGCAGAAAGGGGCAGAUCGCAGGCACCACCCGAGCCCGGCCCGCCUGCGUGGACGCGCGGAUCAUUAGGACGAAGCAGUGGUGUGACAUGCUCCCGUGUCUGGAGGGGGAGGGCUGCGACCUGCUGAUCAACCGGUCAGGCUGGACGUGCACGCAGCCCGGCGGGCGGAUAAAGACCACCACGGUCUCCUGACAAACGCAGCCCCAGAGGGGCGCCAGGAGUGGCCCCGGCUCCCUGGAGAGUCCACAGCUCAGCCACAGUCCUCGGCCCGUUGUGGACGCCACCUACCCUCUGCCAUCCGCCCACCCUCCGUUUCUCUAGCCCGUCAAGGACAGCCUGCUUCCUCGGCCGCCCGCGCUGAGUCUGUCCGGCCUCCCCCAGGACUCAGGCCGGGGACACACCGCGGGGCUGCGUUGCCGGGCACCCCUGGAGCCUGGCCUGGCCGCCCUCCCGGCCUGGACUUGGAGAAGGAGGAGGACGAGGAGGACGAGACUGAAGCCCCGCCAGCCCGGGAGUGGAGGACAGCGCCGGGUUCCGGGAGGACUGAGUCUCGGACGCAGACGUGGCCUCUCCUCGAGCCCCAGACUGUCCGAAUCACUUUUAUUUUCUUAUCCUUUCAGUAUAUUCAAUAGACCAAAGAGCAAAAUCUAUUUUCACGUGGACUCGCCCUCACCAUCCGAGUCCCUGGGUUCGACGGGGGGUACACGGGGGCAGAGACGUGCCCGGGCGGCCCCCGCCCCACGAACACUGCGGGCCCCGCCCCCGCCCCGCGCGGCCGGAGGACGCGGCCAGAGGACACGUGGCCCGUGAUGUCCCCACGCGGACCCCGCGGGCACGCCUGCCGGGGACCGCAGCCCGCCGCGCACACCUGCUCCUCUGUACUUAGGUGGACCUUCUCCUACUAAAAUCACUUUCUGUUUUAACCAGUUCGACGCGCCUCUCGCCGCCCCAUUCAGAUAGCGGGACAAUCCAGGAUCCGCAAGAGCAUGUUGGGUCUCCCAUGACUGCUGUCUCAUCCGACCGCCCUUUAGCUCCAGAAAGCAAAUUAAAGAAAGCGAAAGUAACACUUGUUUGAAAGAGAUCAUUAAAUGUAUUUUGCAAAGCCGAAAGUUAUAUAUUUAACAGUUUUUAUAUGUUGUAUAUUUGUAGAAAAUCCUAUUUAACAAUUCAUGUGGUAGCCCCAGGCGUCCCUGAGAGGCGGGCCGGGACAGGAGCCUCCCAAAGGGUCUGGGGUGGGUGUUGGGGACCUGCACCCCCAGACAGAGGGGCGCCCAGCGUGUGGAGGGGGCAGGACUUGGGGGCAGCGGGCUGAGCACCAGGUCUGGGCGGCACAGGCAUGCUGGCCGGUGACACAGAAGGGCCGGUGGCCUUUCUCUUGGUUUGGGUUGGAUGGUCCUGCCCCCUGGGCCUCUGUCCUGGGAGUGUCCAGUCCUUGGAUCACGCCUGUUCCAACCAAUUUUGUUUCCUGUUUUCUUACCCCUCUCACGUUCACAGAUCUGGAGGGCAGUUGGCAGCCGAACUUGUCUUCCCCAUCGGAUGCCCCCUGUGAUCUCAGUCUUCAUGCCAGAAGGCGGAGACUGUGGGGGUCGGGCCGAGCCCGCAUCUCCCAUGUCCCUCCUGCGAGGCGGGGUCGCCAGGCCCCACGGAUAAGGGACAGUUACGUUUACCUUCCCCCGGCCGCCCUGUGCCAGCCCCCUUUAUCUUCCUGAGUUUCAGCUGAAGUAUACUACCUAAGAGUCCAAUUAACAGGAGUGUUAUGCUAGGUCUAUGCUACUAAAAAAAAAAGUUAUAAAAAAUCUAUAUAGAAGUUGUUCCAGCCACCCAUAGACUAAAGAUAGGAGAGAAACUCCAUUUAUUUAAGACCCAUUCCAACGUCCAUGAGUAUUUAGUUACCUUCGGUCACCACAGAUUCAUGGGCACGUGUAUCCUGGGGUGAAAGGGAUGGCUGGCGGUGGCGUUUCCCAUCACAGAGGAGGCGGCCACAGGGUGCUGGCCCCCCAGGCUGGCCCCAGGUUCCUCGACCCAUGGUCACUCCAGGAGUGGGGAGGGAGGCCUGGGGAGGGUCCCCGGCCCAGCGCACCUCUGCCCUGCCUGCCAGCGUCCCCACCACCUCCCCCCUCACCUGUUUCUUUCGACAGUGGGUGUAGACACCUUCUGAGGGCAGAGACUGGGAGUUUGAUAUGUUGCAGCAUUUUCCCCCUUGUUUUACAGUAUUCAGUUUUGUGUUGAUUCAGCUAAAUUAUGAAAAU
Molecule: messenger RNA, 2490 nt
Organism: Dama dama (fallow deer)
Lineage: Eukaryota; Metazoa; Chordata; Mammalia; Artiodactyla; Cervidae
Gene: TAFA5
Product: TAFA chemokine like family member 5
Exons: 4
Coding region: 35-433 (132 amino acids)
Biological process (GO): G protein-coupled receptor signaling pathway
Molecular function (GO): G protein-coupled receptor binding; receptor ligand activity
Source: RefSeq, a predicted model, not a curated record